AUGGCACGAGAAUCACUAGGGGAACACGUGAAGAACGGCGUACUCGAAUUGAAUGCUUCUGAUGAUCGAGGAAUUGACGUUGUGCGAAACAAAAUCAAGACAUUUUGUCAAACAAAAGUCACCCUCCCACCCAAGCGUCAAAAGUUAAUAAUUCUGGAUGAGGCAGAUUCGAUGACAGAGGGAGCACAGCAGGCUUUACGGCGUAUAAUGGAAAACUACAGCGAAACGACCCGCUUCGCCCUGGCUUGCAAUCAGUCUGACAAAAUCAUCGAACCGGUGCAGUCUCGAUGUGCUAUCCUGCGAUUUCACAAGCUCACCGACGCACAGUUAGCCCACAGACUCGAAGAAGUAUGUAAAGCGGAAAAAGUCAGCUAUGAUGACGAAGGAAUCAAUGCUCUCCUGUUCACAGCGCAAGGAGAUAUGCGACAGGCCCUGAACAACCUGCAAUGUACUGUAUCUGCCUACGAUUUCGUGUCCGCAGACAAUGUGUUGAAGGUUUGUGACGAGCCUCAUCCACAGCUAAUGGCUAAUAUGCUCACACUUUGCGCCGAGCAGAAGUUCAAGGAAGCUGCACAAAUCAUUCACGAUUUUUUCAGAAUGGGCUACUCUCCAGAGGACAUCAUCUCAAACAUGUUCCGCGUAUCGAAGACUGUUUCCUUACCGGAAUUUGUCAAAAUGGAGUUUAUGAAG
Molecule: messenger RNA, 690 nt
Organism: Haemonchus placei
Lineage: Eukaryota; Metazoa; Nematoda; Chromadorea; Rhabditida; Trichostrongylidae
Source: the annotation of a GenBank genome assembly